AUGGCCAGCAAGGCCAUCCUUAUUCUGCAAACGCCCAUGCCUUCAGCAGCCAGGGUUACAAAAUCACCGGCACCGCCAUUGAGUGCUGCCGCCAUGGCAUCCAGCUGCGCCUUUCUUGGUUGCGCGCUGCCGUCGGCCGACUGGGCAGCCUGGCCCAGGUCAUUGGCUGUAUAUCCGUCAGCAGCGGAAGAUAUGUCAAAAUACGUUUUAAAAGCAAUGCCGCAAUGCCGCCGGGUAUUGCCUCAACAUGUCGCCACCCUGGCAAUGCCGUAUUGUAGAAAAUAUCGAAAGAGCCAGAUAGUGGCUGCUAUCAAGAAACAGGAAAGCGGUGUACCUGUAAAAGAAAUCAGCCGGGAACUGGGUAUCAACCAGGCAACUUUUUAUAACUGGAAAGCCAAAUAUGGCGGCAUGGAAUGUGGACGAAAUCGAUUCUUCGAUAAGAUUUAG
This is a messenger RNA of Ostertagia ostertagi, 447 nucleotides long. The record is from the annotation of a GenBank genome assembly. Lineage: Eukaryota; Metazoa; Nematoda; Chromadorea; Rhabditida; Trichostrongylidae.